Molecule: messenger RNA, 1029 nt
Organism: Actinia tenebrosa (Australian red waratah sea anemone)
Lineage: Eukaryota; Metazoa; Cnidaria; Anthozoa; Actiniaria; Actiniidae
Product: recQ-mediated genome instability protein 2-like
Biological process (GO): regulation of sister chromatid segregation; maintenance of rDNA; negative regulation of double-strand break repair via homologous recombination
Cellular component (GO): nuclear speck; cytosol
Source: RefSeq, a predicted model, not a curated record
GCGGGAAAGUAUUUUACGAUUAUACAUAUACUUUAUACUAUCGGCCAUAGAUGACUGAAAACUUUAUUAUAGAGCUAAAAUUCACGUACCAAAAGGGAAUUAAACGCUCUUACUUUAUGAGAGUGAGUCUAAGUGAUGUCGCAGAGGCCAUCUUCAAUCUCUUCAAGUCACUCAAGGUUGAAUUCGGGGCUGAAUUCACCCGCGAAAAAAUUCUUCGCAGCUCAGAUACCCAGUUGUGUACAGACCAACAAAGAUUCAUCCUCCAAUAACACAGACGAGUGGACGUACAAGAGUAAUCGUAGGUCUUCAAUAAGCUUUAGUCAGAUUUGGGUUCAAGGUAUCGUGGUUCUGGUAUCUACUGAUGGGAACGAUAUGCUUAUCGAUGAUGGGACUGGGAUUGUUUACGUUACUGGACUGAUCAAACUAGUCAAGAAUAUUCUCAUCAGCAAAGGUAUGUAUGUUAUGGUAGCUGGUCAACUCAAGUCUACCGGAUCGUCAUCGACACCACAGAGUGACCAACCAUACCCCACUAUUCGUAUUCUCAAGUUUUCUGACUUGAGUAAAAACCUCUCGACUGAGGCAUUAUGGAUGCUUGAGGUAGUUGAUGCUCAAAUGAAUGACCGAAAGACCAAUGCUUAGGACUUUUUCCUUGCAGGGUAGGGAAAGUUGUUGAGCUUACUUCAUUUUUGCCUGACAUUGGACAAUGUAGUACAAAAAGAUUUUUAGGAGAUUUUUUCACCGGCUUUUAGAAUGCUUGGAAAUUCCAUCAUUUGUAUGAAACCCUCGAACCGAGCCAAUUUCAAUUUCAUUAAGCGUAAGACUGGCAAAGUUGCCGAUGCACAAAAGAGAAGCAUAAAAGAAAAACUGAAAGAAAAAUGAAGAAAGAAAAAAGAGAGAGAGAAGAGACGAAUGAACAGAGAAAAAAACGUGUUUACAUAUUUGUUAAAUGGGGUUAUUUCGGUUAAUAAGGUUAUUUUGUUUAACGAUUUAUCAGCAUUUCCACAUAUCAUAUCAGUUCAGUUAUUAAUU